GAAAGUGCCAUUUUACCAAACCCUCCCUUUCUAUCUAUAUCUGUAAUUUUCAUUUUAAUUCUUGACUGAGCCUUCGGAGAUACAAACUUACGGGACUGUCGGAGUCCUUUCCUUCUUUGUGUUUGAGGGAAUCCGGAAGAGAUGGUUCGGUGUCGGCUUCUCUUGCUUGGCAUUCUUGUUGCUUUAGUUGCAUUCUGCUUUGCUCAGCCUGCCUUUGGGCAGAUUACCCAAAGAGAAGAAGUAAUUGCCCUGAGAGCUGUCCGUCGUCAACUCAAAGAUCCUAGGAACAGACUGAGGAACUGGAGAAAAGGUGACCCCUGCACAUCCAACUGGACGGGAGUGGUCUGUUAUUUCAAUCCGAACGAUGGUUAUCUGCAUGUUCAAGAAUUGCGAUUGAUAAGGAGGAACCUAUCGGGAAAUUUAGCUCCCGAGCUUGGAAGAUUGGCACAUAUGACUAUCUUGGACUUCAUGUUUAACAAUAUAAGUGGAAGCAUACCCAAGGAGAUAGGCAACAUGACUUCGCUGAAUCUUUUACUUCUUAGCGGAAACCAGAUAUCAGGUCCUCUACCAGAUGAGCUCGGUUAUCUCCCGAAUAUAACUAGGUUUCAACUGGAUUUGAACAACAUAUCUGGUCCACUGCCGAAAUCAUUUGCGAAUUUGCCCAAAGCCCUGCACUUUCACAUGAAUAACAAUUCCAUCAGUGGCCAGAUUCCUCCCGAGCUCCAUAAAUUACCUCAACUCGUACAUUUCCUGUUGGACAAUAACAACUUAUCGGGGUAUCUUCCGCCAGAACUUUCUAGGAUGCCGAAACUAAGGAUCCUGCAAGUUGAUAACAACAACUUUGAGGGGACCGAGAUUCCACAGUCCUAUACCAACAUGAGCAAUCUCUUGAAGCUGAGCCUUAGAAACUGCAAGUUGCAGGGUACUGUUCCUGACUUCGGCACCAUACCGAAACUUCUUUAUUUAGAUCUUAGCCAUAAUAAACUAAAUGGAACAAUACCAACAAAUAGGCUUUACACCGGUAUCACAACGAUCGACCUGUCCAAUAACCAGCUGGGUGGAACUAUACCGUCAAACUUUUCUGGUCUUCCCCGCCUUCAGAACCUGUCUCUGGAGAAUAACUUCUUGAGUGGUGAUGUCCCAACGGAUAUAUGGCAGAAUAGGACUUUUGCUUCUGUUGCAAGACUCGUAUUGAAUUUCCGGAGCAAUGCUCUUACAGAUCUUGCCGGGAGUCUUAAUCCUCCAUCCAAUGUUACCAUAAUGCUUGAAGGUAAUCCCAUUUGUCGAAGAGCGAACGAACUAAACAUCGCCAACUCCUGUGGGAAUCAAACUGACACAGGCGAGUCCCCGCCAAGAAGUAGCAAUAACACUUGUCCCAGUGCGUAUCUCUGCCCUGUCUCCGGAGGCUAUGAACUUGUCCCUGAUACUCCAGUCGGUUGCAACUGUUCUGCACCAGUUAGGGUUGGAUUCCUUCUCAGGAGUCCAAGUAUAUCGGAUUUCCCUCCGUAUUUCGAUAUGUUCAGACACUACAUAACCUCAAAUCUUCAUUUAGAUCUCUAUCAGCUGCAGAUCAGUACCCCAUUCAUCUGGGAGGAAGGUCCCAGACUUCGGUUGUUCCUGAAAUUCCACCCCCACUACACUGAGGAUCAUUUCAAUGAAACCGCUCUCCAAGAUCUUGUAAACAAGAUCGCGACGUAUUCAAUUCCCGGGAAUGACACCUUUGGUCCAUACGAUCUGCUCAAUUUUACAUUCAGAGGACCUUAUGAAUAUUAUGAUAUGAUCCCAACAAGUUCGAGCAUGAAUAAGGGCGUCCUUGCUGCAAUAGUGCUAGGAUCCAUCGCCUGCGGGGGCAUCAUUAUCAUGGCUAUGGCAUUUGUCUUCUAUACCAUCCGUCGCAAGAAACAACAAGACCAAGACCGGGAGAAACAGACAGUUCCAAAGAUUCCGAUGAAAAUUGAUGGCAUAAAAGGAUUCAGUUUCAAGGAACUCGAAGAGGCAGCAAGUAAUUUUGAGAUCACGAGCCAGAUUGGCCAAGGGGGGUAUGGAAAGGUCUAUAAAGGAACCUUAGCCGAUGGAUCAGUCGUGGCAAUUAAACGAGCACAGCGAGGUUCCCUGCAGGGCCAGAAAGAGUUCUUUACUGAAAUAGAACUACUGUCACGGCUCCAUCAUAGGAACCUUGUUUCACUAAUUGGGUACUGUGAUGAACAAAGUGAGCAGAUGUUGGUGUAUGAAUUCAUGGCAAAUGGCUCUCUCCACGACCUACUAUCUGGUAAUGAUGAUGCAGCUAGACAUGGAAGUCCUCUGAAUUUUGUGGCGAGACUGCGCACGGCAUUGGGGGCGGCGAAGGGUAUCCUGUACCUCCACACAGAGGCCGACCCACCCAUCAUACACCGCGAUAUCAAAGCAAACAACAUAUUGCUGGACAGCAAGUUUAAUGCAAAGGUCUCAGAUUUUGGAAUCUCGAGACUCUUCCCUGAAGCUGAUGCCGAUGCAUCCGUGAGCGCUCAUGUAUUCACAUACGUGAAAGGAACACCAGGUUAUGUUGAUCCCGAAUAUUUUCAGACCCACAAAUUGACAGAGAAGAGUGAUGUUUACAGCCUCGGAAUCGUAUUCCUGGAGCUCUUGACAGGGAUGCGCCCCAUUUAUCAUGGCAAGCACAUUGUCCAGGAGGUACUGGUGGCUUGUCGGGCAGGUCUGAUGUUCUCAACAAUAGACCGGCGCAUGGGCCCUUACCCUGCCGACCGUGUCAAGAAGUUCAUGGCAAUGGCUCUCAAGUGCUGCGAGGAGGAAGGGAAGGACAGACCCACGAUGCUUGAGGUGGUCCGGGAACUCGAAAACAUUACUGUGACGUUGCCACAGUCGGACACAGUAACACCUGAAUCGGACACUUCAAGUUCUGCGACAUCGGGCUCUAUCCUGUCAUCUAUUUACGGAAGGGACUCUUACACAUCCUCUAAUUUCCAAGGGAGUGAUCUUGUGAGCGGGGUCAUCCCCACCAUCCGGCCUCGUUGAACAUGCCGGUAAGUGUGCUUUUCUACAUUUGCUGCAUCAACGUGUAAACCUCGUAACAUCUGGAGUUUGCCUUAUCCAAGGAUGCCGCAAGAUAUUGGAACGGUUGGUGUUGAAUUUCCCAAUAGAUGUAUAUGAUGUAAUAUAUACAGUGGCAUUUACUUGAUGCGUGAACACAUACAUAUAACACGAUAUAUUUAUAUAUAGAAAAAGCCAAUUCUGUCAGUUUCGACUCGGUUUAAGAAGGUGACUGUAUCAAAAUGUUAUUGUCUAA
This is a messenger RNA of Punica granatum (pomegranate), 3283 nucleotides long. NCBI's taxonomy places the organism in Eukaryota, Viridiplantae, Streptophyta, Magnoliopsida, Myrtales, Lythraceae. The record is from RefSeq and is a predicted model, not a curated record.